Messenger RNA from Clavispora lusitaniae ATCC 42720, 1137 nucleotides. It is a transcript of the gene AHA1, whose product is annotated as Aha1p. Lineage: Eukaryota; Fungi; Ascomycota; Pichiomycetes; Serinales; Metschnikowiaceae. Gene Ontology annotation, molecular function: ATPase activator activity; protein-folding chaperone binding. Gene Ontology annotation, cellular component: cytosol. The record is from RefSeq and is a predicted model, not a curated record. Gene Ontology annotation, biological process: protein folding; positive regulation of ATP-dependent activity.
AUGUUCAGCUCUCUCAAUUCUUCAACACUUCAGACGCUGUGCGGAAUUUUCUGGAAGCACACCAGUCUUCAACCGCGCAUACCUAUAUAUCUAGCAUCUACGCACUUCUACUCACUAAGCAAAAUGGUGGUGAACAAUCCCAACAACUGGCACUGGGUCGACAAAAACUGUAUGGAAUGGGCCAAAAAGUACUUGGCUGAGAAAGUAGGCGGGCUCUCCGCAGAGGAAAACGGCGCCCAGGUUGCUGUUUCCUCCGUCUCUUCGGUAGAAGGCGACGUGGAAGUUUGCCAGCGGAAAGGAAAGAUGAUUUCUCUUUUUGACUUGCGCAUAGUGGUGGACUUGAGCGGCUCGGGCGCCGACGGCUCUGUCAAGGGCUCGAUCACCAUCCCAGAAUUGGCGUACGACACAGAGAAGGACGAGAUCCAAUUCGACGUGAGCGUAUACGAGACCAGCGGCGACGACGUGCGGCUUUUGGCCAAGCGCAAGCUUGUUCCGCAGCUUAGAGACGUUUUGCUGCACUUUGGAGCCGAUUUGAUUGCGGCCCAUGCUUCGGACAUCCAGAUGGAAAGCGACCGGGUCAAUUCGGUGUUGACCAAGCAAAACCAAGAAGGCGUCAAGGCCAAGACGGAGGCAAAGACACAAGCGCAAAAGAAGGAGGCUCCACAAACGAAGACGGAAACGAAAGCGGCCAAGACAGAAGAAACUCCAAGCGGAGUCCCUCGCUACAACACCUCCACACUCCACCUUGAGCCUACAUUCAACACCACAGCCGAACAGCUCUACAUCACAUUGUUGGAUCCACAACGUGUCGCUGCGUGGUCUCGCUCUUCGCCGCAAAUGGAAGCGUUCCCACCAUCGGAAGGGUCGGAAUUCCGUCUUUUCGGCGGCUCCAUUCGUGGCCGUUUCACUCGUUUGGUGGCCAACGAACGCAUCACUCAGGACUGGCGUCUUGAAGACUGGAAACAGGGCCACUAUGCCCAGCUCGAUAUCCAGUUGAAGCAAGGCGCAGGCGAAACAACCAUGGUGGUGAAAUGGCUGGGAAUCCCCAUUGGGGAAGAAGACCGUGUGAGAGGAAACUUCGAGGAGUAUUACGUGCGGUCGAUCAAGAUUGUGUUUGGUUUUGGUGCAGUCUUGUGA